GUACAAGAGAGGAAACAAGAAAAAAGGUGAAAGAGACUCGAAAAAUUACACUGCAAAAGGAAGGAGAAAAGGGCCACGAUGAGGGGGCACAGGAAGAGGGCAAUAUGCCCCGGCGGUUUCCAUUCUACUUUAUAGGGGAUCGGCGACCUCCUCGGCGUGGGACGUCUCGAUCGACGGGGCGUGAUCUUUUUCAAGAUCAUUAUCCAGGCCAGCACUGCCAAAACAUAUCGUGAUGGCGGACGAAAAGGAGGAACAGACAUUCUUAGAAAAAUUACUAUUUUACACAACCGCGUUCUUCAUUCUCCUCGGCACCUUCAGCCUGUUCGCCUUCCUCUUCUUGGUCCCCUUCGUCAUCGAUCCAGCAUUCACGACAAUUUUCAUGGAAUUCAAUACAAAACCGGCUGAAUGUAUCACCAUUGACGUCGAGUCUCGAAAAGGUGCGAGUAACUGCUCAUGGACAUCGUGUAGAGAAGGUUGCACCAAGGAGUUGUAUGAUUGUACGCAAAUACGCGUUAAUUACAAGCGACCAAUAAAUACAACGGACGACGAAUUAGCAGAAGAGGGCCAAUUAGGUGGAGGAGGAGGUGUUGAGGAUGACGAAAACGCGUUAAUAAAACCAAGAUACGAAAGAGCUUUAAGGGACUACGAUUAUGUCGAGGAUUUUGAGGUCUUCACCGAUGACGACGACAACGAGGACAAUGACGACGCCGAAUACGAUAAACAACAACUUCCCAAACCAUUUCCAACAGGUCUCAUGGGAAAUGACUCCGAAUGGUACUUUACUGGUGCGAAACUGUUUCCAAACGUAAAAGGCUGUGGAUACCCUCCAAUGCUGAAUUGCAGUAUUUUCUACAAGAAAUAUGCUAUCAUAGGAAAGAAUUUUAGCUGUUACUAUUCAAGAGUGGAUCCAGGAAUAGUCAUCAGUGACCUCGACAUGUGGCAGGUGUAUAUGAACCUCGUUUAUGCGAUGGCAAUUCCGAUACCGUCUUUUAUAAUCUCGGUGAUAUAUUUGACGGUCGCCUAUUUCAAAAUUUACAACGAAGAUGAGGAGGCCCUUGUGGGCGGCGAUGAUGGCGAGGAAGGCGACGCUGCCGAUGGCAGUAAUGCAACGCCACUUCAGCCAACAAGCGGCGCUCUAACACCAGGAAGCGAGGCGUUUCGUGAAGAUCUCGCGAGUUUUGGCCAUCAAUUAGAAGUUAAAAUGGCUGACGAAAUCAGCAGGGAAAGUCUCAAUGGAAUUCCAAAUUCUUACUCGAUACAGGGAAACUUGAGCAAGACGAUGACGACGAGUAUCUCCACUCAUCAUGGGCCGACGGCAGCAGUUUGAAGAGGCACUUUCAAGGAUUGAAUAAUAUCUCAUGGAAACCCCAUUAAAAAAAAAUAAAUAAAUAAAAAAUUGCAACGUUAAGUCCCGAGGCCAGUUUCUCCUAGUGAGAUUCGCUUCUCUCUCUCUCUCGUUGUAAGGAGAAAUGAAAAUAAAAAAUGCUGCACACAAAUUCCUCGCUGUGCGAUGUGUACUAAAAAAAAAUAUCUCUUUAAAAAAGAAAAAAUUUUUUUUUUGCCCGAAAAAAUUCUAAAGCACUGUAAUAAUGCGUCUUGGAGCCGGUGUAAAAAAAAUAAUAAUAAUCCAGGAAACCGAAAUUACUUGUGUCCCAAAAUACAAAAAAAAGCUUCUUGUGAAAAUCGAAUAACUUAAUAAAAAAUUUAAAAAAAUAAAUAAAUAUAUAUAUAUAAAGUGCAGAAACCCUUGGCUUUUGCGUCUAGAAAAUACAAGUCCAAGUCUAGGAAAUGAAUUCCAAAAAUUUCUUGGAAAAAAAAGAACUAGAAAACAAAAAAUAAAUCUUAGGAAAAAUCCAAAGUCUAGGAAAUGAAUUCCAAGUCUAGGAUAUUAAAAAAAAAAAAAAAAAUUCAAGUCCAAGUCUAGAAAAAUAAAUAAUAGUCCAAAGUCCUCUGAUUAAAUGUGAUUUCAAAUCCAAAAAAAUAUAAUUCGAUAUUUAUAUAGAAGUGAAUCAAAUUUCGAUGAGGGGAUCAAUUUUUGAUGAUAGAAUCGGAUUAUAAUCGCUUGUACGACCUGGAAUUCAGCAUAAAAAAAAAUCACUAACUGAAAUAAUACAUUGAAUUUUCAAAUGAAAUUCAGAGAAAUAACAUAAGCUUUAUAUAAAAAAAAAAUAAAUAAAAAAAAAAGAAUCGCAUAUUAUUUAUCGAAAUAAACAAUUCAAAAUAUUGAAAAUACAGAAUUCAUAUUGAAAUACUGUUAAACUAUUACUUAAGUAAUUAAAAAAUACUUAAGCUUGCUGUGUGAUCAUGACGCAUCUUUUCACGUGCAAAAGUAGAAAAUAUUAAUUGCCAUCGCUGCUUAAAGGCAGUAAACACUCGCUCAUUUAUCAUUAUAAUAAUAAUAUUAAAAUAAUUAAGGAUAAAAAAUACACCUUUUUUUAAUUUUCAUUUCUAUA
This is a messenger RNA of Leptopilina heterotoma, 2453 nucleotides long. RefSeq names its product protein tipE (gene tipE). Gene Ontology annotation, biological process: regulation of sodium ion transport. Bases 233 to 1327 code for a protein of 364 amino acids. Gene Ontology annotation, molecular function: sodium channel regulator activity. NCBI's taxonomy places the organism in Eukaryota, Metazoa, Arthropoda, Insecta, Hymenoptera, Figitidae. The record is from RefSeq and is a predicted model, not a curated record. The transcript has 6 exons.